GCACAUUCUAUUAUCUUGUGUGUGAAGUACUUAUUGUUAAAAGAAACGUGGCAUUGAAAAAUUAUUUAACAUUCGCAUGUUUAACAGACUGGUGCGUUUGCGGAGUGAUUAAUUUGGAUUAAUUAGAUUGAAUGCGGUGUGACAAAUUAUGAACAAUUUUUCGUUUAUGGCAAAAUAUUAAAAAGUAGUAUAGUCAAUCAGUUGCAAUGGUUAUUAAAGUGGAUAUGGGAUCACAAAGUCCAACCAUAAGUCGGUUGCGAUCAAUAACAUCACAGGUCAUAGCAUCAAUAUCUUCGUUUCUUCUCAUGCUGAAUUUAGGGAUGGCGAUUUUCUUUUCGACACUCAUGAUACCUGCUCUGCUUAAUGCUAAACAGGGGCUGUCACUAACUGAAACACAAGCGUCAUGGUUGGGUAGCAUGUCAUUCCUGGCACAGCCAGCUGGUGCAUUCAUGUCUAUUCCAAUAUUGGACUAUUUCGGCAGGAAAAAGGCUAACUUUAUUUCGAACAUUCCGGUACUAGCUGCGUGGCUUCUUGUGUACUUCUCGUGGAACCUACCGUCCCUCUUUGCUGGCAGUGCAUUAUUGGGCAUUAGUUUAGGGAUCAUGGAAGCGCCUAUAAAUUCCUACAUAGGAGAAAUUAGCGACCCGUCGAUUAGAGGGGCAUUAAUUACAGGAUCGACGUUCUUUGGAACUUUGGGUACUCUCAUCAUGUACUUUCUAGGCAUUGUGAUAGACUGGCGGAACGCUGCUCUUAUUAGCAUCAUUGCACCUGUAGCCUCUAUGAUUACGGUUUCGUUUGCACCAGAAACCCCAGUGUGGUUGCUAGCAAGAAAUCGUGAUAAAGAAUCACUAAAGUCUCUUUGCAAGCUUCGCGGUUGGACAACACCGGACAACGUUAAAGCCGAAUUUGAUGAACUAAAUGCCUACAGCAAGAAUUUGCUAAAGUGUGUUAUCUGUUGCAACACGAACCAAGAACAAAAGACAUGUGAACACGAAUCUAUGAACUGGUUCCACAGGCGCAUCCUUACAUUUAGAUACGUGAUGUUGUGCAAGGAAACCCUCAGACCGCUUUCACUUGUAAUUAUGUACUUUCUCUUCUACGUGAUGAGCGGCCUAGUACCUAUUCGGCCUAAUCUAAUCAAUGUGUGUGGAGCUUUAGGUAUGGCUCAGGAUGGCAAGCACAUUGCGUUCAUGGUCAGCGUCUUCACAUUAAUCACAACGUUUGUGGUCAUUGGCCUCAUCGAAGUGAUCGGGAAGAGAAAGCUUGCCAUCGGCUCCAUGCUUGGAAGUGCUGUUAGCUGUCUGCUUCUCAGUAUAUACGCUAAGAAAAACUUGGACAACACUGUGUUUUCAUACAAUCCAUCUACAUUUCCAACUGAGACUAGCAUAGUGCCAGUCAUUUUACUGUAUUUGCUGACGAUAUUCACUGGAAUGGGUAUACCGUGGGUUUUGCUUGGGGAAUUGUUUCCCUUUAGAAGCCGAGCUUCAGCCCAAGGAUUAUCAGCUGCUAGUAACUAUUUUUUCUGUUUCGUUGGAACCAAGACUUUCAUCGAUUUAGAAACCAAAUUCAUGCUCUGGGGAUCUUUUGCUGUAUACGCAGGCUUCGGCUUCUUCGGUGCUAUUUACUUGUACUUCUUUUUACCUGAGACCGAAGGGAAGUCGUUGCAAGAAAUUGAGGAAUUUUACAAAGGAGAACUGAGGGUUUUCGCUGACGAUGCAUUUAUAAAUAGAAUUAGAAAACUUAAGAGGUGACAUUGUAUAGAAUAUAAUUAGUUAAGGAAUUAUGUGAUGGGAUUGGAAUUAAGUAUGU
Molecule: messenger RNA, 1809 nt
Organism: Maniola jurtina (meadow brown)
Lineage: Eukaryota; Metazoa; Arthropoda; Insecta; Lepidoptera; Nymphalidae
Product: facilitated trehalose transporter Tret1-like
Exons: 8
Coding region: 207-1751 (514 amino acids)
Biological process (GO): transmembrane transport
Cellular component (GO): membrane
Molecular function (GO): transmembrane transporter activity
Source: RefSeq, a predicted model, not a curated record